AUGAUGAUGAUGAGAGUGGCGGUGGUGGGUGGCGGCCUAAGCGGGCUAGUGGCUGCGCAUGAGCUGGCGAGGAGCGGCGGCGUGCGCGUCACCGUGUACGAUAAGGAGGACUAUCUCGGCGGUGCCAAGACCGUUGCCCUCGACGGCGGAGCAGCAGGCCGUGUUCUGGUCGACCUGGACUUCAUGGUCUUCAACCGGGUGACGUACCCAAACAUGAUGGAAUGGUUUGAACGUCUAGGGGUGGAAAUGGAGACAUCAGACAUGUCAUUCUCAGCAAGCAUGCGGUUAAACAAAGGUAAUGGCUUUGAGUGGGGUAGCCGCAAUGGUAUAUCUAGUGUUCUGGUGCAGAAGAGCAAUUUUCUUAGCCCCAGAUUCUGGCUCAUGAUCAAUGAGAUAUUCAAGUUCAAGAACCAUGCUCUCAAGUACCUAGAGGACCAUGCAAGAAACCCUGACAAGAAUGAGACUUUGGGUCAAUUUAUUCAGUCACAUAGAUAUUCGCAGCUGUUCCAGGAUGCUUACCUUAUCCCAAUGUGUGCAUGCAUUUGGUCCUGUCCAUCACAGAACGUAUUUGGCUUCCCUGCUGGUUUUGUGCUUUCAUUUUUUUGCGAUAAUCAUCUUCUUGAGUUGUUUAGUCCCUUACAGUGGCUAAAUGUCAAAGGUGGUUCAGGGUCCUACGUGAAUAAGGUAAGGGAGGAAUUGGAGAGCAUGGGUUGUCAAAUUAAAACCGGAUGUGAAGUGAGAUCAGUUUCAAGACUUAACGGAGGUUACCAAAUUUUUGAGACUGAUGGCUCAGAAGAGAUGUAUGACAGGAUCAUAUUUUGUGUUCAUGCUCCUGGUGCUCUAAAAGUACUAGGAACAGAAGCAACACCUGAUGAACAGAGAGUUUUAGAAGCUUUCCAGUAUAUCUACAGUGAUUUGUACUUCCACUGUGAUGAAAGUUUUAUGCCACAUAAUUCUUCUGCAUGGAGUGCGAGGAACUUCUUGGGGACUACAAGCAAUGGUGUUUGUGUUACAUACUGGUUAAAUAUACUUCAGAACAUUGAAUCUGCCAGACCUUUUCUUGCAACACUCAACCCUCCUCAUGUUCCCGAUCAUGUAUUGCUUAAAUGGCAUACUAGCCACCCGAUUCCUUCCAUGGCUGCUGCAAAGGCUACUCUUGAGCUCAAUAACAUACAAGGGAAGAGGGGGAUAUGGUUCUGCGUCCCAUAUCAAGGUUAUGGAAAUCAUGAGUACAUCAUCAAGGCUGGGAAAGCAGUAGCUUCAGGGUUGCUUGGCAAGAAAUGUGACCUUUUGGUUAACCCAAAACCCAUGGUCCCAUCAUGGACUGAGGCCGGCGCACGAUUUCUGAUUGCAAAAAAUAUGGGCAAAUACAUAACCAUUGGUAACUUUAGCAUGCUCGAAGAAGGAGGCACUACUCUUAGUUUUGGUAAAGCAUGUGAAAGAUGUCAACUAAAAUGUGUGAUACGAGUUCACAACCCCCAAUUCUAUUGGAAGAUUGCAACGGAAGGAGACCCUGGUUUUGCUUAUUCCUACAUCAAUGGUUAUAUCUCGUUUGUUGAUAAAAAAGAAGGCCUUCAGAAUAUUGUAGAGAUUACUUUGGCUAAUAGAGGUGAACGGAAGAGGUUGAGCAGUAGCCAUGCCAACAAUAAAAGUAGUUAUAUAAAAAAGGGCUGGUGGACACCCUUGCUUCGAAUCAAUGGAGCUGCAUUAGCAAAAUAUGUUUUGCAUGAAAUCUUAAGGAGAAACACAAUAUCAAAAGCUCGUAAAAAUAUCUCUGCACACUAUGAUCUGAGUAAUGAUUUCUUUGCUCUUUUUCUGGAUCCGACGAUGACUUACUCUUGUGGUAUUUUCAAGGUGGAAGAUGAGAGUUUAGAAGCAGCCCAGCUACGUAAACUUGACAAUCUAAUUAAUAAGGCUAAGGUGGAGCCGGGGCAUCAUGUUCUUGACAUUGGUUGUGGAUGGGGCAGUUUAGCAAUACGGUUGGCGAAGAGAACUGGUUGCAAGUGCACAGGAAUCACAUUAUCCGAGGAGCAACUGAAAUACGGAAAGAGAAAGGUGAAAGAAUUUGGAUUAGAGGACCGCAUAACUCUCCUGCUUUGUGAUUACCGUCAAAUACCGAAUGGCCAAAAGUUUGACAGGAUUAUAAGUUGUGGGAUGCUUGAACACGUUGGCCAUGAAUUCUACGAAGAUUUUUUUGCCUCCUGCGAGUAUCAUUUGGCAGAACACGGCCUACUUGUCCUCCAGUCCAUCGCGUGCCCAGAGGAAUUGUACGACAAAAUGAGGACGAGGCCUGAGUUCCUGAAGGAAUAUAUCUUUCCAGGUGGCUGCCUACCAUCUUUAGCUCGGAUUGCAUCUGCCAUGUCUAAUGCAUCAAGGCUAUGCAUACAACACGUUGAGAAUAUUGGGUACCAUUAUUACCCGACUCUGAUUCACUGGAGGGACAACUUUCUGGCCAAUAGAGAAAAAGUUUUGGCCCUUGGAUUUGACGAAAAAUUCAUCCGUACUUGGGAGUACUAUUUAAACUACUGUGCAGCUAUGUUCAAAUCACACAUGGGUUUAGAUUACCAGAUAGUGUUUGCUCGGCCAGGCGAUGCAAAGUUGCCGAGCUAUGUCGCCAUUGCAUAA
Miscanthus lutarioriparius is the source of this 2625-nucleotide messenger RNA. NCBI's taxonomy places the organism in Eukaryota, Viridiplantae, Streptophyta, Magnoliopsida, Poales, Poaceae. The record is from the annotation of a GenBank genome assembly.